AUGGCGCACAGCGGCCGCUGGCGCUUCCCGGCCCGGCCGGGCACUGGCGCCUGGGGCCGCCGCGGGCUCGGGGGCUGCUGCCGGCUGCGCGUGCCGGCCCUGCGCACCGCCCACCACCACCACCGCCCGCACGAACGGGCGGGGGCGCACGGGGGGGCGGCGGCGGCGGCGGCGGCGGCGGCGGGAAGCGGAGGGGGCGGGGCGGGCGGGCCCCCCUCCUGCUCGGCGGGCCCCCCCGCCGCCGCCGCCGCGCCGCUCCAGCCCCCCCCGCCGCCGCCGCCGCCGCCUCCCCCCUCCUCCUCGUCCUCCUCGUCCUGCUGCUGCUCCUCGUCGGCGGUGGCGCCGGGCUUCGACGCGGCGCUCCAGGUCUCGGCCGCCAUCGGCAUCAACCUGCGCCGGUUCCGGGCGGCCUGCGGCGCCGAGGCGGGCAGCGGAGAGGAUGAGCAGUUCUUGGGCUUUGGCUCAGAUGACGAGGCCAAAGGACAAAGUCCCACCAAAUCUUCCACAGCCAAGUCUAGUGCACGGAAACCGCGUGGGAGACCCAGGAACAGCUCGGACCGAAGUUCAGCCGUGCUCUCCGAGUCCUCCGCAAGAUAUUCCCCUUCGAGCAGACCAAAACUCACAUCAGUAGAAAAAGUACAGAAGAACGAACUGAAAAGUGGAGAAAAGCGACGAGGGAGGCCUCCUGCCCUUGGCAGCAUGAAGUUCAAAGUCAGCCACAUGAAGGGCAUGCCAGAUGCUCAGAAGAGGGGCAAGGAGGAAAAGGAGAAUCUAAAGAAAGUAAAGCGGGCGCCGUCCACAGCCUUUCAGCAUGCAACAAAAAUCAAGACACUAAGAGCAGGCAAGCUCUCCCCACUGAAGUCGAAAUUCAAAUCUGGCAAGCUCCAGAUUGGAAGAAAAGGUAUGCAGCUGGUGCGUCGGAGAGGACGGCCACCAUCUUCUGAUCGUUUAAACACUGCUCUGGCAACAGCAGACAGUCCUCAGCUGGAGAAAGCCCAGAGGAUCAGGAAGGAGAAAGACGGCGUCUCACUGCUCCCCAAAGAAGAAAAGCCGGCAGUCCGGCAGAGCCCCCGCAGGAUCAAGCCAGUGAGGAUUAUCCCUUCCUCCAAGAGAACCGAUGCCACCAUUGCUAAGCAGCUCUUGCAGAAGGCGAAAAAGGGGGCCCAGAAGAAGAUUGAGAAAGAAGCAGCCAAGCUGCAGGGCCGGAAGGUGAGGACGCAGCUCAAAAACAUCCGCCAGUUUAUCAUGCCUGUGGUGAGCGCCAUCUCUUCCCGGAUCAUCAAAACCCCCAAGCGCUUCAUCGAAGAUGAGGACUAUGACCCGCCUGUCAAAAUUGCCCGCUUGGAGUCGGCACCAAACAGCCGGUUCAGCGCUGCCUCCUGUGGGUCCAGUGAGAAGUCCAGCGGGGCCUCCCAUCACUCCUCACAGGUGUCUUCUGAUUCCUCCCGGUCCAGCAGUCCCAGUGUCGAUACGUCCACCGAUUCUCAGGCCUCUGAAGAGAUGCAGGGGCUGUCUGAAGAAUGCAGCAAUGCUCCGGAGGUGGUUCCCUCGGCCAUGCCUGGCUCUCAGUCCCCUGAGAACGGGAGUGGCGAGAGGAGGAGGAGGAGAAGGUUUUCCGUGGCAGAGCGAAGUUUUGGGCCCAAGAUAGCUAAAAAGCUGCCCAGCCUUCAGAGCGUCUCCCAGCAGCAGUCCUCCUCUGCCUCCCCACCCCCACCACUCCUUACCCCACCCCCUCCCCUUCAGCCAGCUGCUGGCAUCUCUGAGCACGCCCCCUGGCUUAUGCCUCCCACAAUUCCUUUGGCUUCACCCUUUUUACCCUCCUCUGCUGCACCCGUGCAAGAGAAGCGGAAGUCCAUUCUUCGAGAGCCGACAUUCCGGUGGACCUCUCUAAAGCAUUCUAGGUCUGAACCUCAGUACUUUUCCUCAGCGAAAUAUGCCAAAGAAGGGCUUAUCCGCAAACCCAUAUUUGAUAACUUCCGGCCUCCCCCACUGACCCCUGAGGAUGUCGGCUUUGCCUCUGGCUUCUCAGCUGCUGGUGCCCCGGCUCCGGCCCGCUUGUUUUCUCCUCUGCACUCUGGGACCAGGUUUGAUUUGCACAAGAGGAGCCCUCUGCUUCGAGCUCCGCGAUUCACUCCAAGCGAGGCCCACUCGCGCAUCUUUGAGUCCGUAACCUUGCCUUCCUCUGUUAGUCGAGCUGCUGGAGGAGCCGCUGCAACAUCCAUCUCUUUGAGGAAACGAAAGAGGAGAGUGUUCAGCCCCAUCCGAUCUGAGCCCCGGUCUCCGUCACACUCCAUGAGGACAAGAAGUGGGCGGCUGAGUGCCUCCGAGCUGUCUGCUCUCCCGCCCCCAUCGUCAGUCUCUUCUUCGCUUGCAAGCAUUUCUGUAGGCUCCUUGACCACCAGUGCCUUAAACGCCAGUUUCACUUUUCCUGUCCAUUCUCUUUCCCAGCCUGGGGAGUCAGCAGAGAAAAGCCAGAGACCACGGAAGCUGCCGGGUGUCCCUGCGGCAGAGCCCUUCUCCGCCAGCAGCCCCGCUCCCCUUUUCCCAUGGUUCACACCAAGUUCCCAGACCGAGAGGGGCAAGAACAAAGACCGAGCCUCUGAGGAGCUGUCCAAAGACAAAGAGAGUGACCGGAGUGUUGAGAAGGAGAAGAGCCGAGAGAGAGACCGAGAGCGGGAGAAAGAAAACAAGCGGGAGUUGCGGAAAGAGAAACGGAAGAAGGCCCCUGAAAACCAGAGCAGCUCUGCUUUGUUCCCGGUGGCUCGUGUCUCCAAAGGGAGAAUGGCCGUCCAUGAAGACCCCGCCAUUUCCUCGUCUGCCAAAAAAUCUGUGGGGCGGAAGAAAUCAACAGCCACCGACUCGGUGGCUGAUGUGCCUGCCGUGGUUCUGGUGGACUCAGCGGCAGCCAUCAAGACCAAGAUGGCCAAGAGAGGCCGGGGAGGGUUAGAGAAGGCUGGAUUGGACAUUGGCUUGCCCGCCCCUUCGGUGGAAAAGGAAGACGCCCUGAGGCUGCCUGCAGCUUCCUCCAUCAGCUCCAUGCUGGCGCACGCAGACAAACUACCCAUGACUGACAAGAGGGUGGCCAGUCUUCUCAAGAAGGCAAAAGCCCAGCUGUACAAGAUCGAGAAGAGCAAGUCUCUCAAGCAGGUGGACCAGCCAAAGGGACAGGGUCAAGAGAGCGAUUCCUCGGAGGCCUCAGUGCGAGGGCCGCGCAUCAAGCACGUUUGCAGGAGAGCGGCUGUUGCGCUUGGGCGCAAGCGAGCAGUCUUUCCAGACGACAUGCCUACUCUGAGUGCCUUACCGUGGGAAGAGAGGGAGAAGAUCCUGUCUUCCAUGGGAAAUGACGACAAGUCCUCCGUCGCUGGUUCGGAAGAGGCCGAGCCUCCAGUACCGCCCAUCAAGCCCAUCAAGCCCGUGACCAGACACAAGCCCCCCCCAGAGCCUCCUGUCAAGAAAGGCCGGCGCUCAAGGCGCUGUGGGCAGUGUCCCGGCUGCCAGGUGCCGGAGGACUGCGGUGUCUGUACCAAUUGCCUGGAUAAGCCAAAGUUUGGGGGGCGUAACAUAAAAAAACAGUGCUGCAAGAUGAGGAAGUGUCAGAACUUGCAGUGGAUGCCGUCAAAAGCCUUUCUGCAGAAGCAAGCCAAAGCUGUGAAAAAGAAAGAGAAGAAAUCCAAGUCCAGUGACAAGAAAGAGAAUCAUGCCGGGAAGAGCCAGUCCGACUGUGGGCAGAAAGCUGCUUUGCAGCCUGUCCCAGCAAGAGAGGAUCACACGGCGAAGAAAGGCAGUGAGCCUGCCCGGAAGCCCAGUGAGGAGAAGAGCGAGGAGGGGCUGCCGUCAGCUCCCCCAGACAACAAACAGGCCCCUCCGCCUGCCGGCAGGAAAACCAGCAAACAGGCCCCGCUGCCUCUGUUGGUGCCCUCCCCUCCACCGCCUAGCUCAGUCCCACCAAGAAAGGAAGCCCCUAAAAGCAUCCCUGCUGAGCCCAAGAAGAAGCCCGCUCUGCCUCCAGAGGCAGGUGUAGAGCAAAACAAACAAAAGAAAAUCGCUCCUCGGCCGAGCUUACCAGUGAAACAGAAGCUGAAAGAGAAGGAAAAGCCCCCUCCAGUCAACAAGCCAGAAAACAGCACACUCAACUUGUUAAGCACUCUGUCGAAUGGUGGCGGUUCCAAGCAGAAGCCUCUGACGGACGGAGUCCACAGAAUCCGAGUGGACUUCAAGGAGGACUGUGAAUCCGAGAACGUUUGGGAGAUGGGCGGUUUGGGUAUUCUGACCUCUGUACCGAUAACUCCAAGAGUGGUCUGCUUCCUCUGUGCCAGCAGCGGGCACGUAGAGUUCGUGUAUUGCCAAGUGUGCUGUGAGCCCUUCCACAAGUUCUGCCUGGAGGAGAGUGAGCGGCCCCCGGAGGACCAGCUGGAGAACUGGUGCUGCCGCCGCUGUCGAUUCUGCCACGUGUGCGGGAGGCAGCAUCAGGCCACCAAGCAGCUGCUAGAGUGCAACAAGUGCCGAAACAGCUUCCACCCAGAGUGCCUGGGGCCAAACUACCCGACCAAGCCGACCAAGAAGAAGAAGGUUUGGAUCUGCACCAAAUGCGUUCGAUGCAAGAGCUGCGGUGCGACAACGCCAGGCAAAGGGUGGGAUGCCCAGUGGUCUCAUGACUUCUCACUGUGCCAUGAUUGUGCCAAGCUCUUUGCAAAAGGGAACUUCUGCCCACUCUGUGACAAGUGCUAUGAUGACGAUGACUACGAGAGCAAGAUGAUGCAGUGCGGGAAAUGCGACCACUGGGUCCACUCCAAGUGCGAAAAUCUCUCAGAUGAGAUGUAUGAGAUCCUCUCCAGCCUGCCAGAGAGUGUGGCUUACACGUGCAUUAACUGCACCGAGCAGCACCCUGCUGAGUGGCGCCUGGCGCUGGAGAACGAGCUGCAGCUGUCCUUGAAGCAGGUUGUGGCGUCCCUGCUCAGUUCCCGGACCACCAUCCACUUGCUGCGCUACAGACAGGCAGCCAAGCCCCCUGAUUUAAAUCCUGAGACCGAGGAAAGCAUUCCAUCCCGAACCUCUCCGGAAGGCCCCGACCCUCCUGUGCUAACCGAAGUCAGUAAGCAGGAGGAGCAGCAGCCUCUGGACCUGGAGGGAGUGAAAAGAAAACUGGACCAAAAAGGCUACUCUUCAGUGCUGGAAUUGAGUGAUGAUAUCGUAAAGAUCAUUCAAGCAGCCAUGAACGCCGACGGAGGGCAGCCAGAACUCAAGAGAGCCAAUAGCCUGGUGAAGUCCUUUUUUAUUCGGCAAAUGGAACGCGUUUUUCCAUGGUUCAGUGUUAAGAAAUCAAGGUUUUGGGAACCUAAUAAAGUCACAACCAAUAGUGGGAUGCUGCCAAAUGCUGUCUUGCCCCCGUCCCUCGACCACAACUACGCUCAGUGGCAGGAACGUGAAGAACACAGUUGUGCUCAGCAGCCCCCACUGAUGAAGAAAAUAAUCCCAGCUCCCAAAGCCAAAGGGCCUGGAGAACCAGAUUCCCCGAUGCCACAGCCUCCCCCCACGACAUCCAUGUCCAGUUCUGACAGAGGCAGAGAGGACAGCCCGGACCUUGCCCCGCCCCCGGAUGUGGAAGACAACCGGCAGUGUGCCCUUUGCUUGAAAUAUGGCGACGAUGGGGCAAAUGAUGCUGGCCGUCUUCUCUACAUCGGCCAGAAUGAAUGGGCGCAUGUGAACUGCGCCCUGUGGUCUGCGGAGGUGUUCGAGGACGAUGACGGCUCCCUGAAGAACGUGCACGUGGCCGUGAUCCGGGGGAAACAGCUGAGGUGUGAGUUCUGUGUGAGGCCGGGGGCCACGGUGGGCUGCUGCUUGGCCUCCUGCACCAGCAACUAUCACUUCAUGUGCUCCCGGGCUCAGAACUGCGUCUUCCUGGAGGACAAGAAAGUCUACUGCCAGCGCCACCGCGACCUUAUCCAGGGAGAGGUGGUGCCCGAGAAUGGGUUUGAAGUCCUGAGGAGGGUCUUUGUGGAUUUUGAAGGGAUUAGUUUGAGACGAAAGUUUCUCAGUGGUCUGGAGCCAGAGAACAUCCAUAUGAUGAUUGGGUCCAUGACUAUCGACUGCCUCGGAAUUCUGAAUGAUCUUUCUGAUUGUGAGGACAAACUUUUCCCUAUUGGCUACCAGUGUUCUCGGGUGUACUGGAGCACAACAGAUGCAAGGAAGCGCUGUGUGUACACUUGCAAGAUUGUGGAGUGCCGCCCUCCCACCUCAGAGCCAGAUAUCAAUAGCACCGUGGACCACGACGACAACCGGACGAUCGCACACAGCCCCGUGCCGCCUCCUGUUGAAAUCCUCGCUAAAGAAGUCUCGGCAGCUGUGAGUCCACUGUCUUCAGACCUUCCAACACAUUUGCAGAACUACAGGGCCCUGCGGAUCAGAAGACCAAGCUUUACCCCUGUCCAGCGAUCCCCUGGUUCAAGGCCGUUGCCCUCUGCAGGGAGCCCGACCCCAGUGACUCAUGAGAUCGUGACAGUGGGAGACCCGCUGCUCUCGUCAGGAUUUCGGAGCAUUGGCUCCAGGAGGCCCAGCGCCCCUCCUCUGUUUCCUCAGCAGUUCAGGACCGGGAUGCUGCCUGCCAGCAGAGCCCCCAGGGCCACUCCCUCCAGGCGCAGCGUGUCCCCUGCACCCAGCAUAGGCCCCUCCCAAGAGCAGGAUUGGAGCAGAGAGCCCGCAGAACAGCCACCGGGCCCAGCAGCCUCCCAUGUUGCUCUCCAGAGCAGCUCUGCCCUUCCUAGUCCCCAGAAACCAACAGUGAAGAGUGGAAGUAAAGGCCCACCCCUGGAGGCAUCCGUGUCCUUGGAAGUGUCCUUGGGAAGUGUCCCUGCAAAUGCCGAGAAAGCCAAGCUUCUCGGUUCCAAAGACUCCAGUGCUUCCCCCGGGGGGAGCUCUAAAGUCAGCACUCAGGUGGCAGGCACGGCUGGCCCCGAGCCAAACACCAGCCAAGCAGGAAAGCUUCCAGAGGCCCCCCCUGGAUUGUUUUCCCCCAAAGACAUGGCAGCUUCUCCACUUUUCCACCAGAGAGCCCCAAAGAAGGAGCAGGGCCAGCAGACGGACCUCCUGCAGCCAGAAACGGCCGGUGCUUCCGAGGAGGCCGAAGCCAAGGCCUCCAAGACCCCCGGUGGGAGUAACCACCCUCCUCCGGGCAGGGAGCCCGUUCCCUCUGUGAGCAGCAGAGAGAGGAGACAGAAAGGGAAGAAAGGAGCCAAAGAGAGGCAUUCCAGCAAGCUCCUCACGAGUUCAAGUCUCCUCCCAGCUGGCAAUGAAGGCAGUUCAGAGCCCGAGUGCGUUGGUCAAGCCCCUGAGCCCUGCAACAGUGUUGCUGUGGAGAAGGCUGCAGAGGGCAGCGCGCUUCCUCAGAGGACCUCCAAGGCCCCUCCUUUCCUCAGCGAACUGGCCCCCUCAAAGGACCUGCAGGCCUCCCAAAAGCGCACGGUGAAAGUCACGCUGACUCCCCUCAAGAUGGAAGGGGAGAACCAGCCCAGGAACGUUCUGAGGGAGAGCACUGCAGAGGCCGUGUCCCAGGACAGCAAGCCAGCCUCCGCUGCUGAGGCCUCUUCCGGAGUGGGCCCUGAGGUCCAGGACAGGCCGAGUGAUACUUCCACUCCAGAGUCUCAGAGAGAUGCCUACCAGGGUCUUCCAGGCCAAGACGGCAACUUGAUCCUCCAGGACGGGACUAAAGCACAGGAAGAUGGCGCCUACAAGCGGCGGUAUCCCCGGCGCAGUGCCCGGGCCAGAUCCAACAUGUUCUUUGGGCUGACUCCCCUGUAUGGCGUGAGGUCUUACGGUGAAGAAGACUUUCCUUUCUUCAGCAAUUCCACUGGGAAAAAGCGGGGCAAGAGAUCUGCUGAAGGGCAAGUAGAUGGUGCAGACGACGUUAGUACAUCCGAUGAGGAAGACCUCUACUACUAUAACUUUGCCAGGACUGUGGUGUCCAGCACGGAAGAGCACCUGGUCUCCCACAACCUAUUCCGAGAGGAGGAGCAGUGUGGCCUCCCCAAAAUCCCUCAACUCGAUGGUGUGGAUGAUGGAUCAGAAAGUGACACAAGCAUCACAGUGACCACCAGGAAAGGAAAUCCAGUGGCCAAAAGGGGUGGCAAAGAGAAUGGGACAGAAAGCUUAAAACUUGAUAGGAGUGAAGGAAGCGGGGAAAAAGCUCACGUUACGAAGCUCUCCGCUGGCCACAAAAGUGCUGACCCAAAGUCAGAGAACUGCCGGGUCAAAACUCAGAGUCAAGAUUCUCUGGAAGCUCAGCUGAGCUCCUUGGACGCAGGUCGCCGGCCUCGCGCCAGCACGCCUUCGGAUAAGGCCCUUUUGGAUCCCUUUAACACGGAGCUCCUGAAAUCGGACUCUGACAACAACAACAGUGACGACUGUGGGAACAUUCUCCCUUCGGACAUCAUGGACUUUGUCCUGAAAAACACUCCCUCGAUGCAGGCCCUGGGAGAGAGUCCCGAGUCUUCAUCCUCUGAACUCCUGACGCUGGGAGAAGGGCUGGGUCUUGACAGCAACCGGGGCAAGGAUAUGGGCCUCUUCGAAGUGUUUUCUCAGCAGCUGCCAGCAGCGGAACCCGUGGACAGCAGCGUUUCUUCAUCGAUAUCUGCGGAAGAGCAGUUUGAGCUGCCUUUAGAGCUCCCCUCCGAUCUCUCUGUCCUGACGACUCGAAGCCCCACGGUGCCCAGCCAGAACCAUAGCAGGCUUGCUGUCAUUUCAGAAUCGCCACUCUCCUCGUCUGGGGAGAGAUCUAUGCUAGCUUUGUCUGCCCCCGAACCUGCGGAAAAGAGAGUGGCGGUCACCGAGAAACCUGCCUCUGGUGAAGGAGAGCCGGCUCUCUUAAGCCCACGGGUGGAUCCAAGCCCAGAAGGACAUAUGACCCCUGACCCCUUCAUCCAGGGUCACAUGGAAGCAGACCAUAUUGCUAGUCCCCCUUGCGGACAAGUGGAGCAAAGCCAUGGAGCCAGCCAAGACUUGGCCAGGAGCAGUGGGACGCCCGUGCUCCAAGUCCCAGCAUCUCCCACUCUCCCUCUUCAGAAUCCCAAAUACGGUCCCAACUCGGCAGAGAGCCCAGGCCCGUCUCCGAUCUCGAAUGCUGCUGUGCAGGCCGGCCCCCACCCCCUCAAGGCCGCUGCUGAAAAGCUUCUGGUCGUGAACCAGAACAUGCAGCCCCUCUACGUCUUGCAGACUCUUCCCAAUGGCGUCACCCAAAAGAUACAGCUGACCUCCUCGGUCAGCUCCGCGCAGGGCGUGUUGGAGGCCAGCCCUUCUGUGCUCGGGCCCGUGGGUACCGGGCUGGCCUUGGCGGCGGGCCUGAGCCCCACUUUGCCCUCUUCCCAGCCCCUCUUCCCGCCAGCCAGCAAAGGGCUGCUGCCCCUCCCGCAUCACCAGCGCUUGCACUCCUUCCCUGCCGCACCUCAGAGCGGCUUCCCUUCUGCCCUCAGCAGCCCUUCCUCAGGCCUGCUGAUCGGGGUCCAGCAGCCACCUGAGCCAGAAGCCACGCCGAGAGUGGACGCUGGGCCUGCAGCAACCACUCCCGCCUCUGGCCUGGCCAAGAAAAGGCCAAUCGCUCGCCUGCCCUCGCGAAAGAAUAAGAAGCUGGCCCCUUCCACCGCGGCCUCUCCCGACGUGGUCUCCAACAUGACGUUGAUCAACUUUGCCCCGCCCCACCUCCCCAGCCAUGCGGGCCUGCUGGAGCUGGGGACAGGCGGCAGCUCUGCCCCCCACAGAGCCCUCCCCAACAUCAUCAAGCGCUCAAAGUCCGGGGUGAUGUACUUUGAGCAGGCAGGAGGAGCCCCUGCAGCAACAGCAGCCGGCGGCGGGGUGGGAGCGCCCCCUCCUGGGGCUGGGCCAGAGUCGGGAGCCCUUGCCCCGGGGCCUGUGGCUGGCCUCAGCUCCGCUCCCACCGUGCUGAAUGUGGUGCCUAUGCAGACUCCAGCGGUGCCUCCUGUAAGCGCAGCAGUCCCUGGGCACGUGCUGGGACGUGGGUCGGUGGCCAUCAGCAGCCCUGGCCUGCAGGGAAUCUCUGAGCUCAGCUCUCUCGGCACCCUGCUGAUAAAAGCUUCUCGGCAGGGCCUGGGCCUUCCGGAGCCGCCCUCUGGCUCAGGGGUGUUUUCACAGCUCGGCGCCACCUCUGCGCUGGCUGCAGCCUCGGGCGUCUGUGUCUUGCCUUCUGCACAGCCUGCGGGCAUCACCACUGACCCAGAAGGCUCUUACCAGCCUGUGGCAUCAGGACUGGGUGGCGAAGCCGGGAUCGUCCCAGCCAAGGGGGACCUUGUUCCUGCACAGACCGUGCCACUCUCCAGCUGCCCCCCCUUGGUGGAAGUUGCUAACACUACAGCUCCAGAGCAAAGCAGACCUUCCCCUCUUGUUGCCCGCUCCCACUCCACUUCUCCCAGGAGCUCCCCGCCUGCGGACCAGCCAGCCCCCGCCAGCUCACUGCCGGGCUCCCUGAAAGCCAAGCUGAAAGCCAAGAGGGUGCAGCCCUCGUCAGACAGCAGAGUGUCUGGGAAGAAGCACAAACCCUCUCCACCGUGGGCAACUUCGCCGGAGAAGCACGUUCCCCACCGCGGCGCCAGCGCAGCAGCCCAGGACUCCUCGUGUGUUGGGCAAACAUCAGCAUCUCUCCCAGAAUCACAGCCAGCACAAAAUGCUGCCAGCGAGCCAGAAAACACAGAUGCCAGAGCUGCAGAGGACGAGGAGGAGGAGGAGGACGAGGGCCCCUUCAGCUCCCCCCUCAUCUUCUGGCUGCAGCAAGAGCGGAAGAGGAAGGAGAGCCUUGCGGAGAGGAAACCCAAGAAAGGGCUGGUUUUUGAGAUCUCAAGUGAUGACGGCUUUCAGAUUUGCUCCGAAAGUAUCGAAGAGGCCUGGAAGUCCUUGACUGACAAGGUUCAGGAGGCCCGCUCCAACGCUCGCCUGAAGCAGCUGUCUUUCACAGGUGUGAGCGGGCUAAGAAUGCUGGGCAUCCUCCACGAUGCCGUCGUCUUCCUGAUUGAGCAGCUCUCUGGGGCAAAGCACUGCCACAACUACAAGUUCCGGUUCCACAAGCCCGAGGGAGCCAAGGAGCCCCCUGUGAACCCACACGGCUGUGCCCGGGCGGAGGUGCACCGAAGGAAGUCCGCCUUCGACAUGUUUAAUUUCCUGGCUUCCAAGCACCGCCAGCCGCCUGAGUACAACCCCAAUGACGAGGAGGAGGAGGAAGUGCAACUGAAGUCUGCCCGGAGGGCCACCAGCAUGGACCUUCCGAUGCCCAUGCGGUUCCGACACUUGAAGAAGACUUCCAAGGAGGCAGUUGGUGUUUACAGGUCCCCCAUCCAUGGCCGGGGCUUGUUCUGCAAAAGAAACAUCGAUGCGGGAGAGAUGGUCAUUGAAUAUGCCGGCAAUGUGAUCCGCUCCAUCCUGACUGACAAGCGCGAGAAGUACUAUGAUGGCAAGGGCAUCGGCUGCUACAUGUUCCGCAUCGAUGACUCAGAGGUGGUGGACGCCACCAUGCACGGCAACGCCGCCCGCUUCAUCAACCACUCGUGCGAGCCCAACUGCUACUCCCGGGUCAUCAACAUCGACGGGCAGAAGCACAUCGUCAUCUUUGCCGUGCGCAAGAUCUACCGUGGCGAGGAGCUCACCUACGACUACAAGUUCCCCAUCGAGGAUGCUGGCAACAAGCUGCCCUGCAACUGUGGCGCCAGGAAAUGCCGCCGCUUCCUCAAUUGAGUAG
Messenger RNA from Euleptes europaea (tarantolino), 11731 nucleotides. RefSeq names its product lysine methyltransferase 2A (gene KMT2A). Gene Ontology annotation, molecular function: histone H3K4 methyltransferase activity; zinc ion binding; protein binding. Gene Ontology annotation, biological process: positive regulation of DNA-templated transcription. Bases 1 to 11727 code for a protein of 3908 amino acids. The record is from RefSeq and is a predicted model, not a curated record. Gene Ontology annotation, cellular component: nucleus; histone methyltransferase complex. The transcript has 36 exons. Lineage: Eukaryota; Metazoa; Chordata; Lepidosauria; Squamata; Sphaerodactylidae.